AUGUCUGCCAUUAAUGUUGUCAAAUAUUACUUUUACAAGGGCAUGAUACCCAAGGAUCCCGAAAGACUGCAGAAGAUGGUCGUCCUAGCAUAUCGGACGGCUCGAGACAGACAAAUCUAUCUAAAAGCGGUUCUUAUUAGAUCCGAUAUCCACGACACAACUAGUAUAAAUGGUGUUCGACAGAAGGAUCCGAAAGGAGACCAUGUAACUCUCUGUUAUAAGGACGCAGAACAUAUCUCUGCCGACUCGACUAGGAGAAGAAAGGGAAAACAUUUAUGGCCCUCGACAGAUCAGCUUGAAGAAGCACCAGAGAUCGGUUACGGUGACUUUCCAUGA
Molecule: messenger RNA, 336 nt
Organism: Truncatella angustata
Lineage: Eukaryota; Fungi; Ascomycota; Sordariomycetes; Amphisphaeriales; Sporocadaceae
Exons: 3
Coding region: 1-336 (111 amino acids)
Source: RefSeq, a predicted model, not a curated record